AUGAUUCCAUGGGUAAUUUUGCUUAUUCCUCAAAUUUUGGCUGGCACUAUACAUGAGCCAGAGAAGCCAGACCCAUUGACGGAAGUGCACCAGGACCUGGCACGAAAAGCCGUCGAAGAUUUGAAUGCUCGAUCAAAUGAUUUGUAUCGAUGGGAUGUCUACUCGAUUGAUCAAGUACAUCAACAAAUGUACAAUGGAAUACAGUAUCAAAUACAACUGACUUUGGUGCAAACUGACUGCAGAAAGACUGUAAGUAUACGGAAAAUAUGGAUAAGUAGGAAAACGAUAUCUUACCUUUAA
Molecule: messenger RNA, 300 nt
Organism: Cylicostephanus goldi
Lineage: Eukaryota; Metazoa; Nematoda; Chromadorea; Rhabditida; Strongylidae
Source: the annotation of a GenBank genome assembly